GAGAUAACCAGGGUUUUUUUCCGAACGUACAAAAAAGUUAUUUUGAAUUAUUCCCCCUGAUGCAAAACAACGAUAGCCAGCAGACGCCGUCGAUGAUCGACAGAAGAAACCAAAACCUUUGACUUUGCUGUCUAUACCAGUAGAAUUUGGGAGAAAAAUAUUAUGGCCCGAAUGGAAACCGCUAAGUAUUGCGACUUUGUGGACAGUACCGGUGUCCUGGCUGAAGCCUGGGAGCCACAUUCAACAGCUAAGAAGCAAAGACUAGACAGCACAACAAAACAGUUAGACAUCUCCCUAUCCAACCAGGAAGACAAAAUACAUGAUCCUCAUGAUCUCGAAAGAGGCAAUGUAUGUAUCAGCAGCAACAGAUCAACAGAACUCAUUGAUCCCUAUUGUGAAGCAGUAGAGCAAACACCAAACCAGUACAAUUAUAACGAAAGUGACCCAGCUCCUGCUAACAUGAAUGAGGGCACCAGUGCCUGCAUGAGAAACUUUUCAGAAUUACUGCGUGAACUGGGACAGGAAUCAAGAAUGGUGAUACUUCAAUACUCUCAGACAUUUGGAGACAGUGAGGACUAUGAACAGCAAGCUUCUCAAGCACUGUCUGACCUCGAUGCACAUGCAAAAAUUUUGGACCAGAUGUUACAGUGUCAAAAAGAUAGCCUUUGCGGUCACCUGAACUCUAUAUCAGAGGCACUGAGAAGAGAAUUGUAAUAAAAGGACCACAGUGAAAGAUGGCCAGAGUUGUAGAUUUAGAUAAUUUGAGUUAUUUGUUUCAAGGACUAAGUUUCAUAAAUUUUUAUUAAACCAGUUCUUCCCCAGUAA
Aplysia californica (California sea hare) is the source of this 825-nucleotide messenger RNA. RefSeq lists its product as uncharacterized. NCBI's taxonomy places the organism in Eukaryota, Metazoa, Mollusca, Gastropoda, Aplysiida, Aplysiidae. The transcript is spliced from 2 exons. Bases 163 to 714 code for a protein of 183 amino acids. The record is from RefSeq and is a predicted model, not a curated record.